Molecule: messenger RNA, 7735 nt
Organism: Belonocnema kinseyi
Lineage: Eukaryota; Metazoa; Arthropoda; Insecta; Hymenoptera; Cynipidae
Gene: px
Exons: 18
Coding region: 411-6953 (2180 amino acids)
Source: RefSeq, a predicted model, not a curated record
GGUCGAGUGAGGUCCAAGUCGUCCAAGUCCAAGCCGCCGUUGUCGCUUUUUCGUCGUUUCAACUCUGGAUAUACAAAUACGAUCGGGCUGAUUAAAACGGUGUGCAUUCUAUGUAAAUAUGAAAGUGAUAACGUGCAGCGCAGUGCAACGACACGUUGAAGGUGACAUCUCGCGCACGUAUGGCUGAGCGGGUUCUGCAUGAAACCCCUCUGCAAAUCUGAUUAAAAGUCUCUUUAAAAGUGUACCAACUAGAAUACAUCAGCGAUGCUCUCUCCAAUUCAUCUGAACUGUGAAAAAAUAUGUGCAAGAAUUAGAAACCUUAGUCCCCCCCAUGCUUACUGAUCAUGCAUCACAAGCAGAGCGCAGAGAAGUAAGCGAAUAUUGAAGGUGCCCGAUGGUUUCCUGACGUGAUGGAAAGCAAAUUUUAUCUGAAUAAUGAGCCGGGACUCGAAGGGCAAUCAUACUCAACAACACAGUCAAAUAUCAUGACGACGGACGACGGUGGAGGGCCUCGAAUAUGUUUUGUCUGCGGCACCUUGUGCCACAACGAGCAGUACUGGCUGCGAGUGAAGCAGACUCCAGGUGCCGCCCCAAAUGAGCCCUUUUUCCCCUUCCUGGAGUCACACGAGCCGCCCUCUGGUUAUCGUGGCGAGGGCUCCAGAGCCGGAGCCAUUAAGGCCUGCAGCCUCUGCUAUACAAUUCUUCUUCAGCAAUGGGACAGCUACGAGCGCGAUGCGAGACCCCACAACCAGCGGAUCUAUUGGCUGAAAAGGUGUGACGGUGGUCCAUUCACGGGGGCGGAAAUGACCGUCCAGGGUGAAUAUGCGGCCCAGCUUCUCGGCCUGACGAACGAUCAUCCGCCGCAGGCGAGACCGGAGAACAGACCUCUUGGUAUUUCGCCGAGGCUGCCGCCGAAUUCGCCCUCGCCGAGAGUCGAACAAAGUAGACCGCCCUCGAACUCGAUGGAUCUUCAGAGGUCCCAUCUCAACACCGUCGAGGCGUCUCGGCAAAUUGAACAGGCCAGACUAACCAUGGAGUCGCCCCAUCAGAAGUUGCAGUCGCCACAUCAAAGAUUGCAAAGCCCUCGGCAGUAUGUCGAGGAGCAGAGAAUUUCCAAUGAGGCUGCGCUUGACCUGCGACACGCUCCGAGAAGUUCGCCGGUGCCGGCGCCCACCCUACCACCUCAGCCACAAGAAAUUUACGGCGGUGGUUCGACUUCUAGUACGGGUACAGAUAUUCUGGAUUUAUCGAUGCCUGACAAAAAUUCCGUGACCGAAGUCUGCUACGUGUGUGGAGAUGAAUUCAAAAGAGGCUCGCUUAGUCACAUAGCAGCAAAACCAUUGCCAACUCCACCGCAUCCUUCUCCCAGUCCACCGCCGUUUUUUCCCUCACUAAUGCUGCAUCCCAGACCUAGCAGAAGUCGACCAAUGGACAGUGCGGGUCGCGUUCAGGCCUGUUCCGCGUGCCAAAACCAUCUUAUACAACAGUGGAAGAAUUAUUCACGCCAGGGCGUUCCGCACAGCGAACGAGGUUACACUCUUCGAAAACGACAGGCGCCUAUGAUGGAUACAACCUUCAUCUGUUACACCUGCGCCUUGGAACAUCCAUCCUCCAGUAUUAGAUUGCUCUAUUGUUGUCCAAAUCCGGAAAAGGAGGCAUUCUACCCCUUUAUUUGUUCGAUGAGAGCUCCGCCGGGAGCAAGUCCGAUCAGUCCGCAAGGAAUGGUGCAAGUUUGUUCGCUCUGUUAUAAAUCUAUUCCUCAAAAGCACGAGGCGCAGCCGGCCGAGUUUCUUCGACAAGGUCAGUCGCCACGACCUGCAGCCACUAAGUCUCCAGCGAAUUCCGCAACCGGAAGUGAUAUUAGAUUCAAGCCCUACGAUUUAAACAAAUCGUCAACGUCGAGUAAACAACGAACGGCGAGUGUCAAGGGUGCGAGCUCCAGUCAACGAAAUUCUCCUAAUAACGGUCCUCCCGAAAAUGGCACUCUCGGCCAAAACUAUAGGUGUUACAUUUGCGAGAGGCUUUAUCCUCGCAAUCAUAUGGAAUGGUUAUCGACAAGUCCCGAAGGGAUGAAUUCGCAUGCAAUGCACUUUCCGUGUCUGAGAGGCAUGGCACGAACUUCGGAAAAUGCUUGUAUGGACAGUCAUGGAAGAGUGUUAGCUUGCAGCCACUGUGUUAAUCAUUUGGCGCAGCAGUGGGAAAAUAUGGAUGCUGAGAGAGUACCUUUGGAACGCCGAAGGUACGACAUUCCUAGUCCCCAUCCAAACGGCGACGUGAGUCGCUCGAUCGCCACACCGACAAGUUCAAGUUCCGAGCGAACUUUCGGCAGCAAUCCGGGAACGUCGAGCAGUUCAAUUUACUGUUUCCUUUGCGGUUUGCACAGCGAUCUCACUCUCGCGCGAGUAUUGUACGGACAUCCGCAAGGUCGCAAUGCUCCCUUUUUCCCGGAGCUUUUGCGUCACCAGUCGCCGACAAAUGCUGAACAACUUCGCGAAGACGGCUCGGCACUUGUCUGCACCUUUUGCUAUCACUCGCUUCUGUCGCAGUGGCGCCGAUACGAGUCUCUGACGGGUGGUCAGCAAGUCAACGCCCCGGACAGGCAAUACAACACGCAUGACUAUUGUUGCUACGUGUGUGGCAUCACCACCUAUAGAAAGCGAGUGAGAGCUCUUCCGGUGAAGGACUUCCCUUUUCUGAGGUACCAUCGACAGCCGGAAAAAAGUUUGCUGCUCGAGAAUGGCGACUUUGCGGUGGUUUGCUUGGACUGUUAUGAGACACUGAGGACACAGAGUCUCGAGUAUGAGAGAUGGGGUCUGCCGGUUGAGAAGAGGGAAUAUAAUUGGAUUGUUCAACCUCCACCACCUGAAGAUAGUCCGGAAGCUGCGAUCGCGAGACUGCCCUCGGGGGAACGUUCGGAGAAAGUGGUUCCAUCAACAUUAACUGUGAAACCAGUGAGGAAAAACUGUUCACCGAAGGUCCCGGAUAAGAAGAUGCCGCCCGUCAAAGUUCCAGAAAAAGAUCAAGGUACUUAUAAAAAUCUAAAAGAUCAAAUGUCCUACACCACCGAGAAAAAUAGUGGUCUUCAACCUGCAAGCACCAAAGCUCAACCGGCCUCGAUCGGAAAGUCUCACAGACCGAGUACCGGCGUUCUACCUCAGGGUCACACUCCAGGACCAGGUCCAGGAAGCCAGCAAAAUAGUAGAAGCUUCGCAGCAGCACUGAGAAAUUUGGCUAAACAGGCCGGACCUGCACCUCAGGAAGAGGAGCCGCGAGCUAGUCCCAAAAACCGCGCGCCACCUCCUCUUGUCCGAGGACCCUCUCCUGCAAAGGAACGAUCGACGCAUGAGCGCAGACCAGAAGAAAUGCCUUCUUUAUUUACAACUGCCAGGCCUGCCGAAACCAGCAAACAUAAUGUGACUGCCACAGCUUCUGAAUUACUGGCCCGAUCUGGUUUUCAACCUUAUCGGCCCGAACAUCAUCAGGCACAUGCACCACCUCCUUUUGCCCUAGACCCAUCAGCCUACAGUCCUUAUCAUCAUAGCCUCUACCCACCACCACACCUACAGCACGCUUAUAGGAUAGAAGAACAAUUGUAUUUGGAAAGAUGUGGUAUGCUAAGACCGCCCUUGUUUCCUGGUCUGCCAACGUAUCCUCUCUACGGUUUAGGAUACAGUCCUGAGAUGAUACGACCAGGAUCUCUGAGCAUGAUGUCCCCGGUGAUGCAUGAACGACUGAAGCUGGAAGAAGAACACCGGUUGAGGCAGGCACGAGAGCAGGCUGUAAUGCGGGAGGAGGAGGAGAGGAGAAGAUUAGCUCGAAAUUCAGCUCCUACAGCCCCAAUUGCAGCACCUGCGCCUGCAUCUGCUGAUACUGCAGCUAGGAAGCCGACCAUAGCGGCUCAGUUACACAGCGAGAGGGAGCGAGAAAGAGACCAAAAUCGAGAAAGAGAGAGGGACCGAACGAUCAUCAACUGCAAUAAUAACAAUAGCAAUAGCAACGGAGGCACCACAACCAGUAGUAGUUACCACCAGAGGAAGGAAGAUCAGUCCUCGGUUCCACAUCCUCCACCUCCAUCAUCAGACCCAUCAACGAGUCUCUACCAUUCUAGACUCUCCCAAUUUCCCAAUUCAGCAGCUCCAAUUGGUCCAUCAUCUCUGGGAUCUGCUCCCAUCUGUUCUGUCACUUCUGCACCUAUUCUUUCUCCCAUGGGCUCGAAUCUACCCUCCCUUAACCUUGGACCUCCACCAGUUAUCAGCUCAGCACCUAUCGGUCCACCUCCCAUGCCCUCGAUACCAACAAUUCCUUCAAUUGGACCCGGCGUUAUUGGUCCUCCAUCCCUGAACAUCCCUCUAGCUCCCAUCAUCUCCAUCCCGUCUCUUCACCUUCCCCCGGUACCAUCCAGUACCAUUCAUUCUAGUCAGCAUACAGCCACAAUUUUAAGUAGUGCAACUACCACGGCCAGUUCUUCCAUUUACCAACAACAACCCCUAUCAUCGCAACCCCAACAACGAACCAACUCCUCUGGAUGCACCACGACCAACACCCUGUCGGGAAGCGGGAUGAUGACCACCCAUGUGACGCACUCCUUAGCCACUCCUGGCACUUCUCCUUCUGGUAAUCAAAUAACUGGUGCAGGAAAGUCACCCCCAAUCUCUCACGGGAGUCACCCAAGGAGUAAAGAAUCGCCGUCAAUAACAACUUCAACGCCUGCAACUACAAUAGUUGCAUCUUCAGCAAUAACAACAACAUCCGCGUCCACAACUCAACCCACUUUUGUCAGACCUUUCGAAGAUUCCUUUCGUUCCACGACAAAAUUGCACCAGAGGCCAAUCGUCAACAGUCACACCCAGAUCAUUUCCAACCACCUAAAUCACCAGGAUUCCAUGAGCAGAUCCUGUGUCUCGAUUGCUCCCUCAAUCACCAAUAAAACUACCACGGAGACCUCUUCCUUCGACACUUCCAAACCCCAAGUUUCGAAUCACCAACAAAUUCAACAAAUGCCCUAUCAGCCACCUUUUCAUCAUCCCCACAUUCCCAUUUCUCACGUGCCAAGUCUCUACAAACCUCCCCAUUUUAGCACACUUCCGGCUCAUCAUCAAAGUCACCAAUCAAAAUUGAAUCUACACCCUCAAAAUUCCAAUGGAAAUGUCGAGACGAACAAUGGGGAAAAUUUAAAAACACAUCAGCCGAGCGAGUCUCGUGACACUGUAAACAACACUUUGCAGAGAAACGAAGCUUCAGCGAUCAGCAAUUCUCUCUCUGAAAAAGUCGCACCCUCCGCUAACUACUAUCUCAACCAUGUUGCUCCAGCUUCGAAGGUUUCCAUUUCCCAGAACAAUAACAACAACCUGGAGAAGGAGAAUAAGGAAAGUUUGGAGAACAGGGAGAAGAUUAAUCUCGAGAAGAAUCUGAAUCUGAGCCCGAAUCAGAAUCAAAAUCAGACUCAGAAUCAGAAUCACAGUGGACUGAAUUCGACGCCAGAGAAGACUGCGGCGCUACAAACACUUUAUGAUCCCACAAAAGAAGAUAAAGAGUCCAAGAAGGAGAACGAUCUGAAAAAUGAUCAGAAUACGGUCCUCUUCAAUUCACCGUUUCAACCUUCAUUUAAGUUUAGUUUGAACGAUAUUGCGCAGAAGUCUAUUGACACUGUCCAGCUGAUGCAGAGCAUCCAGUCCGAAAAAGUGUUGCGUACCUGCCAAAAUGUUUCGAAUGUUCUUCUUCAGAUUCCCAAGUAUCAGGAGAAGCUUUUGAAUUUUUCCAGCAGUGACUUGAAGACGUUCUGCGUCACUGAUAAGUGCAAUAAUUUAACGGAGAUUUCGAUGAGCUAUGAGCCAGCGGUGCUGAACGUACCGGAUCUUAGUAAGGCGCUCGUGAAAAAAGAAGAUGUUGAGAGCGGAAAGCCAUUCCUCGUGCCUCAGAGUCCAAAAAAGUUGACGUCCUCUCUCGAUCUGGCUGAGAAGAGGAGAAAGAGAAAAAGAGGGAAGAAAAAUGGAACUUGCAAUUCGGAUUCGGACGAGGACGAAGGCAAGGAAGUUGAUCUCUGGAUCACCAAGGGUCCGCCUUCCAAACUUCAGUUUUCCGAUGAGAAGCUGUCCUUUCUUUCCAUAUUUGGACUCACGACUCUCAGCACGAAAAAUGAAAUUGAACUCUUCAAAGUGGAGAAGAGAUAUAGAUUGAAUCCGGAUCCACCUGAGCCGCCUUUGAGAGCCGAACCAGUGAUCGAAUCAGCUUUGCCAAUUCCUAAAGAACAUCCGGAUGUUCUGCUUCAUUCGAAAGAUUUUGUGCCGAAAGUUGGUUUCCUGAAAAAUAUUGGCCUGGAUAUAAUGCCUCCGAGCAAACGAGAUGAAGCAGAAAUUACGUGGCAGUAUGUACUGCAAGAUCGGAAAAAAAGAAAAAGUACAAACACCGUAACUGCCUACUGUGAUCGGAUCGCCAAAGUUUAUUCGAUUAAUCCCCCCUCAGCCCCAAAACCACCGCAGAGGAUGAGACUCCUCGAUAAAGUUAAAGUGAAACACAUCUCGUUGAGGCCACCGCCGCUGCCACCUUUGGUUUCUAAUAUUUUACAGCCAAAAUAUUUUCCGGGCCUUCCGAUGCCAGGUGAAAAUGGUGUCAAACAGCAUUAUAAAAUUACGGAAAUCAGUGAUGAUCAUGAUGAUGAUGGUGAUGCUGAUGAAGUGGCUAGUGUUAAGAGCGAUAAGACCAGGUGGUCCGGAAUCGAGGAUGUGAUUCAUAGAUACAGGGAUUAUCAAAAAGAAAAGGCAAUGGAAAAGAAAAUCAUGAUGGCUCAAACUUCAAAGUUGGCGGCCCAAACGAAUAGUUUGAGAUCCGAAGCGUUGCAAUUGGAGCGAAGAUGGUACGAGCUCGUGGAUAUGAGGUCAGCCCUAGAUUCGGAAAAGCGUGUUCUGACUCAAAAAAUCGAAAGGAUCAACGCACUUGUCAGGGCCCUGAGGUAGCGAUACGCAACGCACAACACGGAGAUAAAUUCAUCUGUGAUAUUAUCAAAGGGUUAAGGGCCAUUGGCUUACAAAUCGCCUUUAAGGGAUGAGAAAUUCAUUCAUGUACAGUGUUUUGUUUUUAUUUACUUUUUAAAAAUAUCAAUCUGCGUACCAAUUUCACAUAAUAAAUCAAAACUACUCGCAGCUCGAGACAUCAGAAAAAAUUAUCGAAAGAAUACACUCAACUCUCGAUAUAAGACCGGCUUCAGACAUGGCUUGUCUUGACCUUGGACCUAAAUCGGGGGAGUCCAAACGUAAAUAGACAGGGUCGCAUAGCGCAACCUGAAUCAACUACGAAACUGUGGAGAUCUUCAAUUCUAGGAAUACCAUAAACCGGAGGUUCUUAUAUCGGGAGUUGAGUGUGCAACAAUUUUUGUAUUCUCAAGCUUAGUUGGACUACAAAACAAAAGAAAGAAGAAGCGUGCUGUGAAAUGCGAUGUUAUAUGGUACUUAUACGAUGAUUUUUCAUGUUGAGACAGGGUUUCUAACGUCCUGAAAAUCCUUGAAAACCUGGACAAGUCCUUGAAUUUUGCUCAUAGCUCGGGAUUUUGUAUUCCCUUGAAGAAAAAAUUGCUGAACGAAAAGAGACUGCGGAACUGUUUUUUGAUAGGUUCAUGUAUAUAAUAAUUCAUAAUUUCGCCAUUUUUUUAAAUACAAUUUUUUGCUGUCAAUAUAUUGAAUGUAAGUUCAAUCCCGCGUGUAAUAAGUUUUGUUUUUAUUAGAAAUUGUUGAAAUUUGAC